GACUAAUGAACACAAUAAUCUAAUUUUGUAUCCAAACAUUGUGCUACAAAUCAAGUCUUUAAAAGUUUCAACAUUUACUCGCUAUUCAUACAGUGCUAUACAUUCAAUACCUUUCAUUUCAAACACCAUAAUCCUUAUAAUAAGUCUUGUAAUACACGUCUAUACCAUUCAAACAGUCAUUGAUUUCUAAAUUCAAUUUAAAACCUAAUUAUAAUCAUAAGUGAAGCACCGAUACAAUCAUGUCGUGGCAGUCAUACGUCGAUGAAAUGAUAAUCAAAGAAAUUGACUGCAAGUAUGCCAUCAUUGCCGGUCUCACGGAUGGCCAGGUAUGGGCCAGCUAUACCAAAGCCGAGUUGGCACAGGUAUCGCAAACUGAGCUGAAAGUGAUCGCCGACGCCCUCAAGACUAACCCCAACUCAUUCCUAGAGAAAGGCAUACAUUUUGGGUCCGAUAAGUAUGUGUGCCUUAGUGUGGAGGACAGUGUGCUACUCGGCCGGAAGGGUUUGGUAUGCGCGGUGGGAGAUGAUAAAUGUGCCCCUGGUAAACUGAAUACAGUGGUGGGAAAGAAAUCAGAGCUGACAUGCUAA
Molecule: messenger RNA, 587 nt
Organism: Oppiella nova
Lineage: Eukaryota; Metazoa; Arthropoda; Arachnida; Sarcoptiformes; Oppiidae
Source: the annotation of a GenBank genome assembly